This is a messenger RNA of Cyphellophora europaea CBS 101466, 1845 nucleotides long. RefSeq lists its product as uncharacterized. Bases 1 to 1845 code for a protein of 614 amino acids. The record is from RefSeq and is a predicted model, not a curated record. Gene Ontology annotation, molecular function: protein binding. Lineage: Eukaryota; Fungi; Ascomycota; Eurotiomycetes; Chaetothyriales; Cyphellophoraceae. The transcript has 2 exons.
AUGUUCAACGCUACACAACAUCGUGGGCAGCCCAACUUGGGACCUGCGCCACCAGGUCAUCAGCAGAACUCACGCCUCAAUGAGAUCUUUGACUCAUUGCGCGCCGAAUUCGACAACCAGAACCGUAGCUCUGAGCAGUUCGAGAGCCAGGUCGCCCAACAGAUUCAAGAGAUGGAGCUGAUCAGGAACAAGGUCUAUCAGCUUGAGCAGAACCAGCUUAAGAUUAAGCAAGACUAUGAGAACGAGAUUCGCAGCCUCCGACACGAGCUCGACCUGCGCGGCGGCGCCCCUCCUGUCGCUCAGUCACAUAUUGGUGGCCCGCUGCAACAUGGAGGGCCUUCGCAACCGCCCCCGUCCCUCGGUCACGGUGGAGGAGGUCUAUUCAGCGGUAUCAUGGCUAACCAAGGCCCUGGCGGUCCUGGUCUUGCACCCCCGCCAGAGCAGCCUCCUCCGCAGCAGCAUCCUUUGCAGCCUCCCCCACCUGGCGGUCAGCUCCAAGGACCUCCUCAACCUCCCAGUUCAUUCCCCGGCUACCAACCUGGCCCGACUCUGAACGGCUACGCUCAGCAACCCCCCACAAACUCCCCUGGCUUGGGCAAAAAUCGCAACAUUCCCAACCGGGGACCAGGCCCUGCUACUCCGCAGCAACAUCCCGGCCAACCUCAACCCGCGCCGUACCAGACUGAUCCUCGUGCCUCUCCCCAGAUGCCUCGUCCAACCCCUCCAGCUCACGAUAUGGCCCUCAGCCGGCAUCAUCAGAUGUCUGGUCAUGGUCAGAUUCCACAAGUUGGCAAUGCCCUUGCUGAACUUGAGCCGGACAACCUCCCACCUCACAUGAAGCACAUGGGUGAUGAUUGGUUUGCCGUCUUCAAUCCAAAUGUUCCUCGCUUGUUGGACGUCAAGCUUGAACACAAUCUACUCCACGAGUCCGUUGUGUGCUGUGUACGCUUUUCCGCAGAUGGAAAAUUCGUUGCUACCGGCUGCAACCGCAGUGCUCAGAUCUUCGACGCCUACGAUGGCCGCAAGAUCUGCGAGCUUCAGGACACCGCCGUCGCCGAUAAGGAGGGAGAUCUUUACAUUCGAUCUGUAUGCUUCUCCCCUGAUGGCAAGCUCCUGGCUACCGGUGCCGAAGACAAGCGCAUCCGUGUCUGGGACAUCGAAAGCCGCCGCAUUCGCAACACGUUCGAUGGCCACGAGCAAGACAUUUAUUCUCUGGAUUUCUCGAAGAACGGCCAUGUCAUCGCCUCAGGCUCCGGUGACAAGACCGUUCGUCUGUGGGAUAUUCAAAACAAUAGCCAGAUGAUGGUGCUUAGCAUUGAAGACGGCGUCACUACCGUUGCUAUGUCUCCUGAUGGUCGUUACGUUGCUGCCGGUUCGCUGGACAAGAGCGUGCGCGUCUGGGAAUGCGCGUCUGGAUACCUGGCUGAACGUUUGGAGGGGCCACAAGGCCACAAGGAUAGCGUUUACAGCGUGGCGUUUUCGCCGACGGGCCGUGAGCUGGUCUCUGGCUCUCUCGAUAAAACCAUCAAGAUGUGGGAGCUAGGCGGCGGUCGCGGUGUUGGUCCCGCUACCAACUCUGGCAAAUGCAUCAGGACCUUUGAAGGUCACAAGGACUAUGUGCUCUCGGUCUGCCUCACUCCCCAUGGCGACUGGGUCAUGUCCGGUAGCAAGGAUCGUGGUGUCCAGUUCUGGGAUCCUUCCACGGGUAAUGCGCAGAUGAUGCUGCAGGGGCACAAGAACAGCGUCAUUUCCGUUGCGCCUUGCCCAACUGGCCACCUAUUUGCGACCGGAUCCGGUGAUAUGAAAGCUCGUAUCUGGAGCUACUCAUCUUAUCACCAGCGCUAG